Molecule: messenger RNA, 1269 nt
Organism: Lodderomyces oxycetoniae
Lineage: Eukaryota; Fungi; Ascomycota; Pichiomycetes; Serinales; Debaryomycetaceae
Exons: 1
Coding region: 1-1269 (422 amino acids)
Biological process (GO): maturation of SSU-rRNA
Cellular component (GO): cytoplasm
Source: RefSeq, a predicted model, not a curated record
AUGUCAUCUCGCGAUGAGUACUCUUCGGACGAGGAGGAUAUCUACGACUCUGGAAAAGGUUCACAAGUUCUAUUAGGUUUUGUAGACGGUGCAAUUACUAAUGAUGAUUUACCAACCAUUGAAGACACAUUCAUUGGAGGGCAACCAGUAUGGCUACAUCCCGAUUCCAAACCACCAGAAAGCUAUUUAAUCUGUGAUCAUUGCCGCCAGAAACUUGCACUAUUAGUCCAGGCAUUUGCACCGAUUGAUGGCAAGAUAUAUGAUAGGGUUAUUUAUACGUUUGGGUGUAAGACCUCCACCUGUGCCAAACAAAAAGGAAGUGUCAAGGUCAUAAGAGGUAUAAAUAAGAGUCCCCAAACGGUAAAGAGGAUAAAAGAAGAAAUAGAGGAGGCAAAUGCAAAACUUGUUGAUGAGAAAUUGAGACUUGACAAUGUAAAGAAAUUGAAUGAGGAAAUGACAAAAAACUUGUUCAAAAGGGACGAGAGUGGUGUAUUUUCUGCAAAUCCUUUUGGUGGUAAUCCCUUUGAAAAAACUGAGGUACUGAAAGAAAAGGAGGUGCCAAAGGAAAAGGGGGUACCAAAAGAAAAGGAGGUGCCAAGUCCCCAAACAUAUGCUCAAGCCGCAUCAAAAAACGCACCAAAAUCAAAAAAGAAAAAGACAUUAGAUGAAAAGCUUCCCGAGUACAAUGGAAGUUUUGUUUAUGUCGAGCCAGAAAAGUUUAAAAAGGAUAAAAGCUCAGAUGCAGAGCUUGAAAAGUACAGACAUUUGAUAGAUCAAGAUGAAGAUGAUUUAAUGGUAGAGGGAUCUUCAAGGAGAGGGUCUCAAUCAUCAGCAGUAUUGGAUCCACAAACACAGAAGAUUUCCAAUAUGUUAGACGACAAGUACUUUGCAUCAUUUUCAUCAACGGUGAAGCAUAAUCCGGGACAAGUACUACGCUAUGAUUUGAAUGGGAAACCAUUACUCUACAGUGGGAAAGACGAAGUUGCUAAAAAGUUUUUGCUCACGCCCGCUAAUAUACCAAAACCAGGUUUCAAUCCUUCAAGUGAACGUAGAUUUGAAUUUCAGUUGAUGCCAAAGGCCAUCAUGGACUUGGAAGGGUUGGAUGAUAAGGAUAAGGUUGAUAUCAAGGAUAUUCUCAAUGGUAUGAGUUGGGGCACUAUUAUUGUUUGUACAGAUGUUGAAGAUUAUAUUCCCGAGGAACAAUUUGACGAGAAUAAAGUAGGGUAUAUAGAGGAGUGGUGUGGUGUUCAAUGGGAGGAAAGUGUUUAA